Carlito syrichta (Philippine tarsier) is the source of this 2316-nucleotide messenger RNA. RefSeq names its product steroid sulfatase (gene STS). The transcript has 10 exons. The record is from RefSeq and is a predicted model, not a curated record. Lineage: Eukaryota; Metazoa; Chordata; Mammalia; Primates; Tarsiidae. Bases 132 to 1871 code for a protein of 579 amino acids. Gene Ontology annotation, molecular function: arylsulfatase activity.
CAAAGGAAUAUGCUUAUUAAACUCCCACUGGUUCAGAAGCCAUGAAUAGAGGUAAAUGAAUGAAGUUGAAAUCUCCAUCACAGUUCACUUCCCCCACAACAGGACAGAAGCUAAAGUUGCCUUGAAGGAAGAUGAGGGUCCUUUUCCUUCUGCUGUUAUUUCUGUGUGAAGCCCAGAGCCAUGCAGCAUCAAGGCCGAACAUCGUCCUGGUGAUGGCAGAUGACCUUGGCAUUGGAGAUCCAGGAUGCUAUGGGAACAAGACUCUCAGGACUCCCAAUAUUGACCAGUUGGCCAGUGAGGGAGUGAAACUCACCCAGCACCUAGCAGCAUCACCUCUGUGUACACCAAGCAGGGCAGCCUUUUUGACGGGCCGGUACCCCAUCCGAUCAGGAAUGGCAUCUUGGUCCCGAACUGGAGUUUUUCUCUUUACAGCCUCUUCUGGAGGACUUCCCUCAAGUGAAAUUACCUUUGCCAAGCUUCUGAAAAAUCAAGGAUAUACAACAGCACUGAUAGGGAAAUGGCACCUUGGGAUGAGCUGUCACAGCAAGACUGACUUUUGUCACCACCCUUUGCGUCAUGGGUUUGAUUAUUUCUAUGGGCUCACUGUAACCAACCUGAGAGACUGCAAACCUGGGGAGGGCAGCGUCUUCACCACAGGCUUCAAGAAGUUGGUUUUCAUCCCCCUGCAGAUCAUCGGGGUUGCUGUCCUCACUCUAGCAGUACUCAAUUUCCUGGGACUGCUUCGCGUGCCUCUUGGCGUUUUCUUUUGCCUUCUCCUUCUAGCAGCCAUGAUCCUGAGUCUUUUCCUGUGUUUCCUUCAUUACUUUCGACCCCUGAACUGCUUCCUGAUGAGGAACUACGAGAUCGCCCAGCAGCCCAUGUCAUAUGACAAUCUCACCCAAAGGCUGACAGCAGAAGCUGCCCAGUUCAUACAGUGGAAUGCUAAGACACCGUUCCUGCUUUUCCUGUCCUACCUCCAUGUGCACACAGCCCUCUUCUCUACCAAGGACUUUGCCGGCAAGAGUAAACAUGGCAUUUAUGGGGACGCUACUGAGGAAAUGGACUGGAGUGUGGGGCAAAUCUUAAAUGUUCUAGAUGAGCUGGGAUUGGCUAAUAAUACACUCAUCUACUUCACAUCAGACCAUGGAGCACACAUAGAAGAAGUGUCUACCAAAGGAGAAAUUCAUGGCGGAAGUAAUGGGAUCUAUAAAGGAGGAAAAGCAAACAACUGGGAAGGAGGUAUCCGGAUUCCAGGCAUCCUUCGAUGGCCCACGGUGAUACAGGCUGGUCAGGAGAUUGAUGAACCUACUAGCAACAUGGACAUAUUUCCUACAAUAGCCAAACUCGCUGGAUCACCCUUGCCUGAGGACAGGAUCAUUGAUGGACAUGAUCUGAUGCCCCUGCUUGAAGGGAAAAGUCAACAAUCCGAUCACGAGUUUCUCUUCCAUUAUUGCAAUGCCUACUUAAACGCUGUGCGCUGGCACCCUCAAAACAGCACAUCCAUCUGGAAGGCCUUUUUCUUCACCCCCAAGUUCACACCAACGGAGGGCUCCAACGGAUGCUUUUCCACGCAUGUGUGCUUCUGUUCUGGGAAUUUUGUCACCCAUCACAACCCACCUUUGCUCUUUGAUAUUUCCAAAGAUCCAAGUGAGAGGAAUGUAUUAACUCCGAUAACUGAGCCCCGGUUCCAUGAAAUCCUCAAAGUCAUGCAGGAAGCUGUGGACAACCACACCAAGACCCUGCCAGAGGUCCCCAACCAGUUGUCACUGGGGAACCUUCUUUGGAAGCCCUGGCUUCAGCUCUGCUGUCCAUCCUCUGGUCUGUCCUGCCAGUGUGACAGAGAAAAGCAGGAUAAAAGAGUGAGCCAUUAACUAUGUCUGGGCACCAGACAGAUGCAUGUGGUUAAGUUUGCCAUCUUCAUUUUGAAUACACUGAGCACUGGUAAAGGUAACUCCAUCUGAGUCUUGGAUUUUGACCGAUUCUCAAUUUGAUCACCUGAGGGCUUGAGUGAGAGCUCAACAGUUAUUCAACUAGUGGGUGGGGGAUAAGGUCUGCAUUACACAGAGAGGAAAAUGAUAGACUUUUGCCUUCCAUGGCCAGAGUUCUUGGACUCAGGGAAGUGGGUAGGUAGAGGGAUGUUGACAUGAGAACAUCUAACACCAGCACAGACAGAUAACAGGAAGGAAUAGAAGGUAACCUUAAUCCACCCCUCAGCAAAGAUGCAUAAUCAAUGGUAUAAGUCGUUAUUUCUCCAUAAUCUGAAGUUAUACAAUAAUUGCCAUGAUUCCCUACACAACAAUAAAAAAGACAAUCAAA